Rotaria sordida is the source of this 1287-nucleotide messenger RNA. Lineage: Eukaryota; Metazoa; Rotifera; Eurotatoria; Philodinida; Philodinidae. The record is from the annotation of a GenBank genome assembly.
AUGACUGAUGAACAACAUCGUAAAAGUAAAGAUCAUAUUAUUUCAAAUCUUAAUUCAAAGAAAAAAAAAAAUAUUCGAGUAUUUGUUCGACGAAAAAGUUUACCACAUGGUAUUUUACAUAAAUCUAUUUCAACCAAAUCAUAUACUAUCAAACAUUUAACUGCAACUAUAGAAAAACAUUUAAAUAUAAAUAAAAAAAAUUUACGAAAUAAUAAAAAUAUUAUUGUCGUAAAUUAUCAACCGGUGUUCGUUCAUUCUCAUCAACAAAAAUCUAUGGAAUCAAAAACAAUACGAACAUAUCCAUCAACAACUCAUAAUAAUCGACGAACUAGUAUAAGAACAAUAUCAAAUACUAAUAAUUCAUUAUUUCAUUCAAAAACUAAUUAUACUUUAAAUCGACAACCUUCUUCAUUCGAUCUAGCUGAUGUUGAAGAUCCAUUAAUAUAUAUUGAAAUGAUGUAUCAACAAUUAUUUACUGAAAAUGGACAAUUACGUAGUGGAGUUGAACCAACAGUUGUAGCAAAUCGUGUUAAAGAAAUUGUAACAAAUUCAAGAAGAAAUUCAAUGACACGAAGAGAUUCGCUAACAUCAAAUUUUUAUCAAGAGAAAUGUUUAUUAACACCAUUUACUCAUUCAAUAUCAUCAAAACGGAAAUCAAUUUCAGCGCCUUGUUUCGUAACUAAUACAUUUAGUGUAGAAGAAGAAGAAGAAUUUAAUCCACUAUUACAAACAAGUAGAAUUCCUACUACUUCCAAACGAAGUUCACCACGAUCAAGUGUAGAUAAUACAGAUUCUCGUCUACAACGAUUUCAUGCAUUUUUUAAUUCAUGUUAUCAACAUGAUCAAAAACGAACAUCAAAAAAUGAAAUUACAACUAAUUCUAAUUAUCCAUUUUCUACUGAUGAUACAGAUAAUGAAGAUUUUGAUAGAUUUUCUGAUUUCAAUUCUUGCCAAAAAACAUUUCCUACAUCACAACCAGAAAGUAUUGAUGAAAAUAUAACUCGUACUGAUUCUAAACUUUUAUUUUCAUCUGGUUAUCAAUCAUUACAAUCACCACAACCAAUUAAAUACAAAAUACAUUCAGAAAAUGAUCAUUAUAAUUAUUCAAAGUGUAUACAUAUACCAGAAAUUGUUAUCACACCUCCAACAGGAUCAUUGAUUACCAUUCAACCAGUACGAGAUGUAUUUACAAAGCUUCUUAAUUUUGUUUUUAUUUCAAAAGAUAUUUUUCUUGUACCUUUACGCAUUUUUCUUUUACGUCAAGAAUCAAUGCCAAUAACUUAUUAG